Messenger RNA from Moneuplotes crassus, 2226 nucleotides. The record is from the annotation of a GenBank genome assembly. Lineage: Eukaryota; Ciliophora; Spirotrichea; Euplotida; Euplotidae.
AGAAAAUGGAAAAAUUCCAGACUUCCUUCAGUGAUGAAAUCAAGAAGGAAUUUCUGAAGAUUUCAGAAUCCUUCAGUAUCAUGAAGGCAGAGGACUAUUUCUACAGAAACUUCUCUGGAAUCUUCACUAAGCGACCUGUGGACUCCAAGGCCUGGUUUGCAGAAAUCGUACGGCAUUAUGAAGAAGUUAAGGCGCUUGCCUUGGGCACCGGGCCGGUGCCCAAGAGCAUCUUAACUCCUAAAUACGACUUCAGCAAAGUCCUGGCAGGCUAUCGAAGAAGCCUAGGCCGGUCGGCAACUGGCGAGAAGCGAGGUGGCUCAGCAGAUCGAGAGAUUUUGAAGAAUUUUAAAAGAAUUUUUGAGUGUGAAGGAACACUUGGUAAUACAAAUUUUCAGGCUGAAGAGCGGGCCUUCAACAACCAUCUUCAUAGACUGAGAAGGGCUCAUCAGAUUGAGAUCAGAAACAUCAGGAUGAAGUUCAUCUGUGUUAUCGACGAGAUGGUUAAUAAAAAGUUUGAAGCAAUCCAAAAAGCAAUAGAUACUGAGUUCUCAAGAUUUCAGUUAGAAAAUCAUGCGAAUAAAAAUAAAAUCAAACUUUUAAGCAACGAAUGACAACAGUUACGGAAGAUCAUUUCGGAUUACGAGAUCAUCGUUACAAGUGAAACUAUUCAGGACCAGAACCUACAGAAGCCUGGUUCGGAAGCUGGAAAAUGCUUGCAAGUUUUGAAACCUUCUAGCCACAGUAGAAAGCGGAGUUCUAAAUUAUUUUAAAGAUCCUAAUAAACUUGCUCAGAAUGAAAAUAGAGGCCACUUUAGAUCAAAUUCCAAAGAAAUCCAGAUUCUGAAGGACUUUAACAUUGAUGAGUUCAACAAAGGACUUUCUAUAUUUAUGGAUGUAAUGGAGACUAAGCUCAAGAAGCUUGACACAAAGCCUCUAACCCUCAACCAGCAAUGACAAGCGAUAGAUUACAAGGCAAGACAGGCUGAGGAGGAAUUUAAAGACAUAACUCAGAAUCUGGAACAUAAGAUAGCCCUCCUAAAAGAGGACCUUAAGCAACAGACUUGUACUUUCGCCAAGAAGCAUCAGCUUCUGGCUCAGCUGCAUCACUCAAAGGAGAGAAAGUACUUGGCAGAAGUAUCUGGCUUAGAGGAAAAGUGAGGGAAGUUGUUUAAGGAGUUGGUACAGGUUAAGAGGGUCUUAAGGUCUCCGUACCUGUAUUCAAAAUACAGAAAAGCGAAAUUCGAGGAUUUCCCUGACCUAGACCUUCCUAAAUCCAAACUUCAAAAAUCCAAAAAAUCCCCUAGAAAACCCAAUCUGUCCUUAACCAUGGAGAAAGUAGACAGCCUUGAGGAGGAAUCCCAACUGGGUAAUCUCUCUUGUCGUACAGCUGAUAGGCUAAGCCAUCUUAAGAAGCCUAAUUUUCAGAGAUGACUCCCUUCCUUGCGUAGAAAUCAGAAGUUAUAACUGCUAAGUUGAAGUAUGUUGACCUUAAGAUUACUGAUAUUAACAUCAAGAGGAGCAGACUCAAGAAACUUAGUAAAGAGGAUAUUUUGAAGAAAAUCAGAGUUAAUAAGGAGAAGUUACAUAAGAGGCUUACUAAAAGCCAUAGUAAUAACAGUAAGAAUCUUGGUGCCAACCAGAAAUCGAAGAGUGGACUCAAGGCUGUGGGGAAGACAAAUACUUCAGGCAAAGGUGUCACUAUACCUGGAAGUACACAUACAGAAAGGAACAUUAGUGACGGUAGGAAGAGAACAGUUGUUUAUAAGCGUCAUCAUCCUACUGAAAGAGGCCAAGAUAAGUUGUCACUUAUUAACGAUUCCUUGCUCAACUCAGAGCAAGAAAUAGCUCAAACUAGCCUUGCCAUUCUGAAGAGAGGAAAUAAAAAUAGGAAGAUGAGUAGCUUUGUGUCAAAGAAAUCCACUAAAAUUCUCAGAUCUAAGAGAUACAGGGAUAAUAACCAAGUCUAUGGGAUCCCUAGAAAUGACCAAAAGAAGCUGCUUAAUGAGAAAUUGACAAAGUCUUUAAAGUCUUUUCAAAUUGGGGGGCCUAGUUUCUUUACCUCUAACAAUGUGAAGAAAAAGGCUGGGUUGAAGCUCUUAUGAGCUGGGAAGCUAAGGAGCUUCUCUGAGAGAUCUUACUCUCAUGAUCAAAGCUCAGUGGAUGCUCAGAAUCUGUACAACAAUCAUGAUGUGUAUAAGUAGAUUCUUCAACCAAUUUCGAUGAAAA